Vicia villosa (hairy vetch) is the source of this 3700-nucleotide messenger RNA. Its product is annotated as scarecrow-like protein 23. Gene Ontology annotation, molecular function: sequence-specific DNA binding; DNA-binding transcription factor activity. The record is from RefSeq and is a predicted model, not a curated record. Gene Ontology annotation, cellular component: nucleus. The coding region runs from base 318 to 1649 and encodes 443 amino acids. Gene Ontology annotation, biological process: leaf development; regulation of DNA-templated transcription; bundle sheath cell fate specification. Lineage: Eukaryota; Viridiplantae; Streptophyta; Magnoliopsida; Fabales; Fabaceae. The transcript is spliced from 3 exons.
AACGGAGCACCCAAAGAUGAUAGGAUAGGAGUAAUAAUAUAAAUAUAAAAAAUAUAUAAUACCCAAACUUUUCUGGGCUACAAAGUCAUAGCCCUUUCUGUCUAUUUAUCUCUUUCUAACAUUAAUUUUCUUUCCCUUAUCAAAAAUUUCUCUCUCUCACCAAACACUGAACUCAACACUCCUUUUCUGACAUACCUUCUGUACAAACUUUCCUUGUCUUUCCCUCUCAUUUUUGUCACCUUUCUCCCAAAAGUUUCCUCCAAACCUUUCGAUUCUCUCAACCAAAUUUUCUCCCUCAUUAUCUCUUCUUAUCGAUCAUGCUUCAAAGCUUGGUCCCUCGACCCCCUCUCUCUUCUAAACCUAAUAUGAACACAAAACGCCCUCAACGCGAACACGACGACGCCGAUUCCAACCUUCCAGAACCAUCUUUCAAACGACCUAACUACUCCGGCGAGAAAACAGUGGCGGAAGGUGAAACACACGACGACGACCAAGCGUUUGAGCCUCAGAAUGAAGGCGAAUCCAUUGGUUUGAAACUCCUAGGGCUUUUACUUCAAUGCGCUGAGUGUGUUGCCAUGGAUAACCUCGACUUUGCUAAUGAUCUCUUACCGGAGAUAACCGAGCUCUCCUCACCGUUCGGGUCUUCACCGGAGAGAGUUGGCGCGUACUUCGCACAGGCUCUACAAGCGCGGGUUGUGAGCUCUUGCCUCGGUAGUUACUCGCCGUUAACGGCUAAAUCGGUAACCCUAACUCAGUCGCAGCGAAUCUUCAACGCGUUUCAAUCCUACAACUCGGUUUCACCGUUGGUGAAAUUCUCGCACUUCACUGCUAAUCAAGCUAUCUUCCAAGCUGUAGACGGUGAGGAUCGUGUCCAUAUCAUUGAUCUCGAUAUCAUGCAAGGACUUCAAUGGCCAGGAUUGUUUCACAUCCUCGCUUCACGAUCCAGGAAGAUUCGUUCAGUGAGAAUCACCGGCUUCGGAUCUUCAUCGGAGCUUUUGGAAUCAACGGGAAGAAGACUCGCCGAUUUCGCGAGUUCGCUCGGGCUUCCGUUUGAGUUUCAUCCGGUGGAAGGAAAAAUCGGAAGCGUAACGGAACCGAGUCAACUCGGUGUAAGACCAAACGAAGCCAUCGUGGUUCACUGGAUGCACCAUUGUUUGUACGAUAUAACCGGAAGCGAUUUAGGAACGUUGAGAUUGCUGACUCAGCUAAGGCCAAAGCUAAUCACCACCGUUGAACAGGAUCUCAGCCACGCUGGUAGCUUUCUCGCGAGGUUUGUGGAGGCUCUGCAUUAUUACAGCGCGUUGUUCGACGCGCUGGGGGAUGGUUUGGAUGCGGACAGUGUGGAGAGGCAUAUGGUGGAGCAGCAGCUGUUGGGGUGUGAGAUAAGGAACAUUAUCGCCGUGGGUGGGCCAAAGAGGACUGGCGAGGUGAAAGUUGAGAGAUGGGGAGAUGAAUUGAAACGGGCCGGGUUUCAACCCGUUUCGCUUCGGGGCAACCCGGCUGCACAAGCGAGUUUGUUGUUGGGGAUGUUUCCUUGGAGAGGGUAUACACUUGUGGAGGAGAAUGGUUCUUUGAAGCUUGGUUGGAAAGAUCUUUCUCUUUUGAUUGCGUCUGCUUGGCAACCGUCUGAUUUGAUUACUUACGCUUGAUGAUCAUGGUGAUGGUGAUGUUUAUAGUUUGUGUCUUUGGUGGGGGGCAACUGUUGAUAAGUUUCUCUCAUGCCUCUGCAAAGCUUGUUAUGUUGAAACUCCAAGAAAGGACAUAGUUGGCAGAGAAGAGAAUCUUUUAAAUUAGUGAAAUUACUUGGUAUAAGUGAGAAAUCAUUUACAUUCACAUUAUCAACUGUGGUUCCUUAUAAUUUUUUAAAUUUUUGUAAUCGUUAAUUUAUUGAUUGAAAUAUAGAGGAAGCUAAUUGUUUGUGUUUGGGUCCCUAAAAUGUGGGAAGGGUGCUGAAUAAUAAAUUUAAUUGAUUUUAAUGAUAAAUUAGUAUUUAUUAAUAUAUUUUUAUUAAAGUAAAACAUACUUAAUAAAUAAAAUUCUAUUAAAAUUGCAUUAAUAUUUUGAAAUAAUAAUUAUUUAAAGAUAUAAAAAAGUGACAAUUUCUAGAGGAUCAAUAAUUUCAUAUGGUGUACUAGUAGUAUUUUAGAAAGGAGUGUUGAAAUAAUGAUGUGUGGAUAUGAAACACGAGUAGUUUUAGUUUCUUAGUUUGUGACGUUUGAGAAGACUAAAGAUAGUUGGGAUCAAUAAACUAAUGAUAUAGUUCUACACGGAUGACAUCCGAUGAGAGUAAACAAUAACGCAUGAGGUCUCCUACACGUCAGAGGUUUCGUGGAAAAUUUGGCUAUCGUAACUAUGGUUUGAGCUGGCAUACGAAUUGACUACUUUAGCCUCUGUUUAGUUUCACAAUAAGAUCACAUACUUGAAAGUUGUAUUCAAGGCAAUUGUCACCCUAAAUUCUCACUUUUUGCCGUUGUCCAUCUUCUCCAACAGCUAUCUAUCUGUCCUAGAGAAUGCUACGCCAAGCAUAAUUGGUUGGUAGCCAGCAUUUGCUUCUGUUAGAGAUCCUUUAUCAUAGUAACUACCAUCAACAUUGCUUCCCAAAAAGAGCUUGUUGAAAUUUUCAUGGCCUAGAAAACUCGAUUGUGCAUUGUUGUGGUGGACCAUUUAUGUGCGUGCAUGAUUCUUUCUUGGAACGGUGGUCCUUUCCAGGUGAAAUCAACAUUGCUGGUCUCCUUUUUCAGAAACAUUCAUCUCGUGGACUUGCAGGUCAUGUGUAACUUUAAGGUUGUUUUUUACACAAAGGGUUGCUUUGUAAAAGACUCUGACCUAAGAUAUAAGAGUUGCAAUGUGUAUGCAUAUAGUGGUUAGGAUUCAGAUUAUUGGUCCUAUUUUGAAGCAUGUGAUUUAAUUAAAGGCACUGAUACCGAGUUUGAGGCUAGUUCUGUGAAAAUAUGGUGGAAACAUGAGGGUGGUAUCUUUGAAGAACAUUUGAAACCUUUUAGGGAUAAUGGAAAUGCUGCGGAGUUAUCUAUGUUUGCAUUUGAAAAAAAUUGUGAAGUUGAGAUAUACACAGAAGCAAAACCAGUUACAAGAGAGACAACCUUUAUGGAUAAGGUUAGAGAGAAAGGCAAGGGGACUAAUUAUGAUCAAGAGGUUGAGAAUUGUAGUGAAAGUGAAGGUGAAUCUAGUGAUGAAUCUGUGAAGGAUGUUGUACGUCUGAGAUAUAUAUCCCGAAAAAGCUACCAAGCCGCCCACGUCAAAAUUGGUUCGACAUAAUAAGAUAGACCCGAGUUUGAGAAGCCCAAGACACAUCCAAGACUUCCAAUCCAAAUUGAUCGAUAAAGGAAGAAGCAUGAAUAUCCAUGGUAUUCAAUACCUUUUAUUGAUGCAAGGCGACAAGGGAACCACAUCUAUAAUGGCCAUCAAGACAAUUCAAUAACUCCAUUAAAACACCAUACAUUAUAAAAAGACAUCUGAAAGAAGAUAGAUGAAGGCAAUAUUUAAACACAAUACCCUUAUAUCACGACGCCCUCUCCCGAACAGCUCUGGGGAGGUUAUCAAUAUUGUUCUUCAAGAAUAGUUGGCGUCGUUUGUGGAAACCGAUAAAACUCCCUGACCAUAAAUUUAAUCCGUGUAACACUAAUAUCAUUGACGAUAAAGAGGUAUACUACGAUGAGGUAAAUUUGUUAUUAUUUUUACA